Alternaria rosae is the source of this 2337-nucleotide messenger RNA. Its product is annotated as kinase-like domain-containing protein. Gene Ontology annotation, molecular function: ATP binding; protein serine/threonine kinase activity; protein serine/threonine/tyrosine kinase activity. Bases 137 to 1927 code for a protein of 596 amino acids. The transcript has 2 exons. NCBI's taxonomy places the organism in Eukaryota, Fungi, Ascomycota, Dothideomycetes, Pleosporales, Pleosporaceae. Gene Ontology annotation, biological process: peptidyl-serine phosphorylation; chromosome segregation; protein localization to kinetochore. Gene Ontology annotation, cellular component: nucleus; spindle; kinetochore. The record is from RefSeq and is a predicted model, not a curated record.
CCCAUCUUUACCACGAAAUCGCCCGCCCACCUUCCGGAUGAAUGCGCAACUAACCCUCAGCUAACAAUCGCUAUCCACGUAACCCGACGAGCACAUAGAAAGCAACGCGCUUCCCGAAUCUCGACGCGACAAUCGAAUGGCUACACUUUCUCCCACGCCCUCAUAUGGGCGCAUGCGUGCGCAUUCCUCGAUACGGCCCAGGAGAGACUCUCCGCUAUCCGUACUGGGGCAGUCGCAGGGUUUCUCGGCGGAUGCGCCCAUGAUGCAGAACAUCAACAUUGGCGACAGCUCCGAUGACGAGAUACCACAACCUAUGAAGCUCAGCGCUUUGACAACGGCACUUCUUGCGCAGGGAAGUGAUGUCGAUUCGCCUGAGAAGAGGAAACCCAAGCUGAAGAUAUCGCGCAAUGCUUCUGGCUCCAACACGCCAGUGCAAGAUACCGUCACACCUGCACCAAGUUUGCGAAUAAAGCGAGUGCCAUUACGGGGUGCGCCGAUGAGACGGUUUCGAAGGACGCCUCAGAGUGAGGAGGAGCACCAUCCCUCUCAAGACCAAGAGAACAUGCCCAUCUCAGCGGUCAAGACGCAGCCUGAGAACGUCCCCGAUUCCGUCCUGAAAGUUACCGGCUCUGUCAUGAAGGUUGCAGAGGAUCGCCAUAUGCAGCCUGCACCAGAGCACCAGUCGCCGAUACAACGAUCUUCGCAGCAACAAGAAAAGCAGAUGCCGCUCCAGGCGCUAAGUGCGAACACUCCACGACGACCAGCACCUCCUCCGCCGCCGAAGAUGUCAGUGUUGGAGACGGCGACUACUGCUGCUGGAGCAGCCACAACAAAGACGAGAGAAAGGAAGAAGAGGAGCACACUAUCAGUCAAUGGAAAGCACUAUUCGCAAAUGGACAGGAUAGGAAGAGGCGGCAGUUCAGCCGUGUACCGUGUCAUGGCAGAGAAUUUCAAGCUUCUGGCACUGAAGAGGGUCAAGCUUGAGGAUGCAGAUGAAGCUACUGUACGGGGCUUCAAGGGCGAGAUCGACCUCCUACAGAAGCUCAAGAACGUUGAUCGCGUUGUGAGAUUGUACGACUGGGAGGUCGAUGAGCAACGUCAAGUGCUGAGUGUGCUCAUGGAACUCGGAGAGUCGGAUCUCGCGCGAAUAAUACGAAUGAAACUCGAUCCCGCCGAUGGAGACGGCAAACUAGACCUGAGCUUCACACGCUACUACUGGAAAGAAAUGCUCGAAUGCGUCGGCGCAGUCCACGACCACGACAUUGUCCACUCUGACCUGAAACCCGCAAACUUCCUUCUCACCUCUGGCCGCUUGAAGCUCAUCGACUUUGGCAUCGCAAACGCCAUCGAAGUCGACCACACUGUAAACGUGCACCGUGACUCGCACAUCGGCACCCCAAACUACAUGUCACCAGAGUCGCUCGAAGACUCCGCCGGCGGUGCCCGAGGCCUGCUCUCCAAUGGCAACGGCUCUAAAGACAUGGCGCUCGGCAAGCCCUCCGACGUCUGGAGUUUAGGCUGCAUCCUCUACCAAAUGGUCUACGGUCGCCCUCCCUUCGCACACAUUACCAACCAAAUGGCGCGCGUCCUCGCCAUUGUAAACCGCGACUACAAAAUUGAAAUCCCCGACCUCGGCGUCGGCGAUGUUCGCGUCCCUCCCGGCCUCAAAGCUACGCUUCGCCGCUGCUUGCAACGCGAUGCCUCGCGCCGACCCAACGUUGCACAGCUUCUAGACGAAAGAGAUCCUUUCCUCUACCCCGACGGCGGAGAUGACCUGAAAAUACCACAGGAGCUGCUCGGUCAAAUCAUCCAACGAGUCGCAGAUCGGUUUAGAGAUCCGAAUAAGAGCCCGCCUACCGACGAUGAGAUUCGUCAGUAUCCGGCGAGUUUCUACGAGAAGAUUAGACAGUUGCUGGAGAGCGACUGAUCUUUGUCUUUCUCUCUUUGUUGUACUUUUGUCUAUUCUUGGUGCUCCGUCUUCGGGGUAUUGACAUGUACAUACACGUCUUAUUUUCUUUGUCUCUUUUCCCAUCAUCAUCAUCAUCAUGACGACUUGGCGCCCGGGUUUCCUUGCUAUUUCCAUCUUGGGUUGUUUGUUCUUGCUGCUGUCAGCAGCUACAUUCUUACUACCCACCUCUUUCGCGCGAAAUCGCCGCUUCUGGAGCGUUCAAGCGUCGCCCUCUUUGACGGGGUGUUUUAUUUGUUUGGAAAAGGCGCAUUGUCUCUUUUUGGAUGAACUCAUGAAUGGCGGUCUCACUCUAGUCGCAUACGGUUUCCUUGGUUCGUUGUAUAUACCCGUGUUGGAGAGUUGGGGAAAUCGAUUCUUUUAAUCGUUCA